Molecule: messenger RNA, 944 nt
Organism: Harmonia axyridis
Lineage: Eukaryota; Metazoa; Arthropoda; Insecta; Coleoptera; Coccinellidae
Gene: Aps
Product: diphosphoinositol polyphosphate phosphohydrolase 2
Exons: 3
Coding region: 332-781 (149 amino acids)
Biological process (GO): adenosine 5'-(hexahydrogen pentaphosphate) catabolic process; diadenosine pentaphosphate catabolic process; diphosphoinositol polyphosphate metabolic process
Cellular component (GO): nucleus; cytoplasm
Molecular function (GO): bis(5'-adenosyl)-hexaphosphatase activity; diphosphoinositol-polyphosphate diphosphatase activity; endopolyphosphatase activity
Source: RefSeq, a predicted model, not a curated record
CUCGUCAUUUUCCCGACAGUUUUCCGCCAGUUCUCAAGGGUCAGCGACUUUUGGAAAAGUCAAUCCUCUGAAGAUGGAUUGUGAAUUGUUGCGGUACAGCUAGCUUAUAGCUAGAAAUCCGUAUUUUAUUUAUUGAAAGUGUAUUUAUUUCAAGUUAUCGUGUGUAAAUGUUGCGUUCAGGUUAACUUGAAAUGGCUCAUUUGUGAUGUAGAGAAAGUGUGAUAUUUUCAUUUAAAACGGCUAUGGCUGUCCAGUAGAAUUAACUUUUCGGUUAAUUUGAGUUAAUUAAUUUAUAAAUUCGUUAAUUUUUAUUCAUUAGAGAAAACCCACAAUGGUUAAAGAAAAGCCGAACUCCAUCCGUAUUUACGACGAAGAAGGUUUUAGACGCAGGGCUGCAUGCAUAUGCGUUCGUUCAGAGGAUGAAACUGAGGUCCUUUUGGUUACCUCCAGUCGUAAGCCUGAAAAAUGGAUUGUACCUGGUGGAGGAGUGGAGCCAGAAGAAGAAGCCAGUGUAACUGCAACUCGUGAAGUAUUAGAAGAGGCAGGAGUUAUUGGUAAAUUGGGAAGAAGCUUAGGUGUUUUUGAAAAUCUUGAACAAAAAGAUCGAACAGAAGUUUACGUUAUGACUGUGACACAAGAAUUGGAUGAAUGGGAAGACUCGAUUAAUAUUGGAAGGAAGAGGCAAUGGUUCACCAUUGAUCAAGCUCUUGAACAGCUUGCGCUCCACAAGCCUGUACAGCGCAACUACCUUACACAAUUACGUCGAUCUAAACUGACAUAAAAACUCUUUAAUCUUUGUCUAUCUUGUGCUUAAAAGGUUAUGUGGGGUUUUUAUUUAUCUAGAAAUUUUUUUAUGUGACGAUCAUGUGAGAUAUUUCAAUUUUAAGGUCAAUUAUUAUAUAUGAGUUAAUAUGUGCAUCUGAAUUAUAUUCUUAUUUUAUUAA